Molecule: messenger RNA, 1732 nt
Organism: Gossypium arboreum
Lineage: Eukaryota; Viridiplantae; Streptophyta; Magnoliopsida; Malvales; Malvaceae
Product: UDP-glycosyltransferase 86A2-like
Exons: 2
Coding region: 159-1595 (478 amino acids)
Molecular function (GO): UDP-glycosyltransferase activity
Source: RefSeq, a predicted model, not a curated record
GUCAUUUUGGACUACGUUUCCCCCGAAAUUAGUUAUGACGUCCAUAACAAUGAACCUUAAAAACCUCAUCUAUCUCUUCUUUUAUUGAAAAAAAGAAGAAGAAAAGCCUUGUUUUUUUCAUUGCUCUCUGCAACUUAUAAAAGAAAAAUCUUCCAACAAUGGCGGAUGAAUCAAGCCAAAAGUCACAUGCAAUCUUCAUACCAUACCCUCUCCAAGGCCACGUCAUCCCAUCCGUUAACUUAGCCAUCAAGCUAGCAUCCAAGGGCUUCACCAUCACCUUCAUCAACACCCACGCCGUCCACCACCAGACCGCCAAGGCUCACCCCGACAUUGGUUCCGACAUCUUCGCUAAGGUCAGGGAAUCGGGCCUCGACAUACGGUACGCCACCGUUUCUGACGGUCUCCCCGUGGAGUUCGACCGGUCGUUGAACCACGACCAGUUCAUGGCUUCGUUGUUGCAUGAGUUCUCGGCCCACGUUGACGAGGUAGUCAGCCGAAUAGUAGGGUCCGGGGAGAAGGUUCAUUGCCUCAUUGCUGACACUUUCUUCGUUUGGCCUUCAAAGAUUGCAAAGAAAUUUGGGUUGCUUUAUGUCUCGUAUUGGACGGAACCAGCUUUGGUGUUUACUUUGUACCAUCACUUGGAUCUUCUUAGGGAAAAUGGUCACUUUGGUCAGCAAGAAUGUCGGGAAGACACCAUAAAAUACAUACCGGGAGUGGAAGCGGUUGAACCCAGAGACAUGAUGUCAUACCUUCAAGACACCGAUACAACAUCCGUUUGUCAUCAAAUCAUUUUCAAUGCCUUCCAAGAUGCCAAAAAUGCCGAUUUUGUUCUGUGUAACACCGUUCAAGAUCUCGAGCUUGGAACCAUAUCAGCUCUACAUGCCAAAGUCCCUUUUUAUGCAAUCGGACCCAUUUUCCCACCCGGCUUCACCAAGAGCAACGUCGCUACCAGUCUAUGGUCCGAGUCUGACUGCUCCCAAUGGCUCGACAAAAAGCCCCAUGGCUCCGUUCUGUACGCGUCCUUCGGUAGCUACGCCCACGUUAAAAAAAGCGAGCUAAUAGAGAUAGCUAAAGGGCUUGCCCUUAGCAAAGUGAGUUUCCUUUGGGUGCUUCGGCCUGAUAUUGUCAGUUCUGAUGAUACGGAUCCCUUGCCCGUUGGAUUCAAAGAGGAAGUUAAGGACCGUUCGAUGAUCAUACCUUGGUGUUGUCAAAAUGCAGUGCUGGCCCACCCUGCAACAGGAGGGUUCUUAACACAUUGUGGGUGGAAUUCGAUACUGGAGAGUACAUGGUGCGGGGUUCCCUUGUUGUGUUUCCCUUUGUUGACGGAUCAAUUCACUAAUAGGAAAUUAGUGGUUGAUGAUUGGAAGAUGGGGAUUAAUUUGAGCAAUAAAAGACCCAUCACCAAGGAGGAGGUUUCGGAUAAUGUCAACUGUCUGAUGAGUUGGAAAUCAGGGGAUGAGUACAAGGUGAAAGUCAAAGAGGUGAGGAAAUCAUUAGAAAAUGCAUUGGCACCAAAUGGGUCAUCAGGGACUAAUCUGGACCUGUUCAUCAAGCAACUCAAGGCUAAGUGUCAAAUCAAACCCAUCUCUCAAUAGUCUUUACAACAAUUUGUCAACCAUUUAUUUACAAUAGGGUUUUCAUGAUUUUAUUAGAUUAAAAUAUGUUCUCAUAUCUAUAUUCAAUCUCUAUACUUCAAACAUUAAAAAUAAAAUUGUAAAUUUUUUAUUUAAAA